CGGGUCACGUGGUGGCGAUCCCGGGCGCUGAUUGGUCAGAACCGCUCUGUUUUAUUACACGGCGUGGUGUUUCCGGGGACGUCUCGACAACUUUUACCCAAACUUUUGGCGGCGAAAUUUUUCCCGAAUUGCGUACAAAACAUGAGGAGUGUUCCCUCGGACCAUGGAGUCUACCCAGAGCACAAGUAGUGGGCAUGAGCGCCGCAAAAUGGCCGCCAACGGGCGAGGAACAGUUGCAUUGACGCCGCUGGAAAGGCAGGACCUAUACGAGUUGGAUAGUCGCUUGUUCGGGUUCCUGCGCUUAGAAGCGGACGAGAAUGGAGCGGCGAAGAAGUCUCUACUCCUGAAGGGCAUUUCGUACCUGGAGCAGGAGAUACGGAAGGCAGGUGACCAGGUGGACCCGCAGCUGUACUGCCAGCUGGGACACUUUCACCUGCUGUUGGAGGAUUACCCCAAAGCAAUGUCGGCUUACCAGAAGUUCUUCAGCCUCAAGGAAGAUUACUGGAAGGAUGCCAACUUCCUCUAUGGGCUGGGGAUGGUCUACUUCCACUUUGGAGCCUUCCAAUGGGCGAUCAAGUCGUUUCAGCAGCUGUUGUACAUCGACGCCAGCUUCGCGCAGGCCAACGAGGUCCACCUGCGACUGGGGUUGAUGUGUAAAAUCAACUCCGACUACGAGUCUAGUCUCAAGCAUUUCCAGCUCGCCCUGAUUGACAGUAACCCCUGCACCCUGUCCAAGCUUGAAGUUCGCUUUCACAUAGCACAUCUAUUUGAGAUCCAGCACAAGCUGAAGCAGGCUAAGGAGGCAUACGAGCAGAUUCUGGUGGAAAACCCGUCGGCUUCUGUCAAGGCGAACACCCUCAGACAGCUAGGCUGGAUGCACCACAUCGCUGGUGACAGUUUUGGAGACAAGGCCAGUCGCGAGGCACAGGCCAUCCAGUGCCUGCAGAAAUCCAUCGAGGCCGACCCUGACAACGGACAGUCCUGGUACUUCCUAGGAAGGUGCUUUUCCAGUGUGGGGAAGGUGCAUGAUGCUUUUCUCUCGUACCGUCACUCAAUCGACAAGACGGAGGCAAGCGCUGACACCUGGUGCUCCAUUGGCGUUCUGUACCAGCAACAGAACCAGCCAAUGGAUGCACUGCAGGCGUACAUCUGUGCGGUACAGCUAGACCGCUCACACACGGCAGCCUGGACGGACCUGGGCAUCCUGUAUGAGGCAUGUCAGCAGCCCAGGGACGCCCUGACCUGCUACAUCCACGCAGCAAACAGUAAAAAUUCGCCCAGUCCCCAGCUAACCGACCGGGUGAAGGCCCUACAGGCCCAGCUUAGCAACAUGCCUCCUCCUCACAUGCAGAACAAACAAAAAAUCCUGCCGAGUAUUGAGGAGGCGUGGACCUUACCCAUCCCUGCCGAGCUCACGUCUCGUCAGGGCGCGCUACAGCGGAACAUUGCGCACCUCCGCGGCCCGGGGGGCGAGGCUCUGGGAUUGGUCAAUCCUCCCGGGUUGCCUGGCAACCUGACGGGCGCCAUGCCGCCGCCGCAGCCCAGCAUGCAACUCCACAGCAACGCCUUCGAAGGCAGCGCAGCCAAGAGGAGAAGGAAUAUGUCUUCCGGUGACAUUGCGACGGCCACGUGGACCCCCCCUGCCGGUGGACCAUCCCAGUCCUCCCCCCCUGCACCGCAGGGUCCCGUACCCCCCCACGGAGCACCCCCUCCCUCCUUCUACCUGAAACCCCAGCAGGUGUCCCUGCUCAGGCACCUCAAACAGACCCGUGCCACGCUGAACCCCAGUCAGUUGUUAGUCCUGGAGCAGCUGGAGCAUCAGUACAACCUCCAACAGCAGCACGAGAUGAACAGGCACCCCCCUAACGGCCCUCCACCCCCCUCAGCCUCCCUCGGCCCUCCCCCUCCCUACCCACACAAGGGGGCUGGCCCCAACAACCCCCCUCCUCGUGUCCCACCCCCCCACAACAACCCCGGGUUCCCCAGCCCCACAACGUUUGGUAACAUCCCGGGACAGUUUCCGUUCAACUCUACCUCAGCGAGCAACAACAGUCUCAGCAACCAACAACCGCCUGCCGUUAACACGCUGACGCCCAAUCCCAUGGUGCAACAGCAGCAGCACCGCAGCACGUUACCCAACAUGGCAGACCACCGCGCCGCGCUCUCUGCAACCAUGGCAACCGUUUCCACGACGAUGACCGGGAACAACAACAACAACAGCCCAAAUGUGCCUUUUCAGCAAGGUUCAUUCGGAGGAAUCCUACCUCAGAACGUAGCAGCAGCGGCGGAAAACACUAGUAGUAACGGCGUCAAUCAAAGAACAUUCCCCGUCGUUGCCCCCGGCAACAACAACAACCCCGCGACCUUACAACGGGUCAACGGGGACCAGACCAUUCUCAGCCCCCCGGGAGGGAGAGGGAUGCUGAACCCGCUGACCUUGAAGGGUUACCAAGGUAACACAGGUGUCCUCCCCAGUCUCGCUACCUCAGGUGUUGCCUCCUCUGCAGGACGCUUUUCCCCGUCUUCGGCAAUCGGAAAUCUGAACUCUGGUGCUCAUCAUCAUCCGGUUGGUGGUAACCGGGCGGGGCCUUCCACGGCAACGCCCAUCGGCAUGGCAACCAUGAACGAUGCGUUGUCGUCGUCACCCAGGUUACCACCGCAGAGUAGAGUCGAGCCCCACAGAACUCACGCAGAGUCCAAUCACAUGGCAACGAGCACAGUGAACGCUACUCGACUAUCCCCGGGUACAUCCGGCCACGGUUUGUCAAACGGUCCCGUUGUCGAAAACAGCGUCGAUACGUUCAAGACCCCUCCCCCUGUCGCUAGCUCGUCCCCCGCCCUCUUCUCUUCAUCGUCGAACUUUAACCCCUCGCAUUCGCAGUUCGUAGGUCAGAGUUCAUCGAAUCACGUUACCUCACCGCCAGCAAACAACAACGGCCAUUCCAGAUCGACCUUCCCGAAACUCGAGAGAAAGGGCAGCGCGAACGAGGAAGUUUCGCCCGUAGUCGCAAAUUCAUCAUCAUCGCCGUCGAACAAUCAUCACCCCAGCCCGUCCGUCACCGCCUCACACAAUCACGUCCCGAACGAACCACCACCGCCACAACAGAACCACGUUGGCCCGCCACCGGAAAAGCCCUUAAAAAUCAACACAGUCGCUCCCUUGAACCACAAGCUGGAAGAGUCGCUGUGUUCGCCGCGGAGGCUGAUCUAUGCAAACGCGAAGACGGUGCUGGCCACGUGCAAACUCCUGGGCAUGAACGGACUCAGUAACAACAGUAUUCUGUUCGACCGGGACAAGCCACCCUGCCCGCCCGAGCCACCCUACCCACCCCUGCCCAAGGACAAGCUCAACCCCCCCACACCCAGUAUAUAUAUUGAAAACAAAAAAGAUGCCUUCUCGCCAGCGUUACAGGACUACCUGCAGUCCCCGAACGUUCCGAUCGCCGUGGUACGGGGACUAGCGGCCGCGCUCAAGCUCGACCUCGGGCUCUUCUCCACGAAAACCCUGGUGGAGGCAAACGGAGACCACCAGGUGGAGGUUAGGACACAGAUUCUUCAGGCUUCUGACGAGAACUGGGACCCGGUAUCGAGACAGAAAGUCUGGAGAUGUGAGAGCCAUCGAUCGUACACCUCCAUCAGCAAGUAUGCACAGUACCAGGCCUCGUCCUUCCAGGAGAGUCUCAGGGAAGAACGUGAGGAAAAGUUGGGGACGAAAGACCCGUCAGACAGUGACUCUUCCUCCAACAGUACACUGGGAAGAAAGAAGAAGAACGGGUUCAAGAUGAUCAAGUUCGGGACCAACGUGGACCUUUCUGACGAGAAGAAGUGGAAAGCACAGCUGCAGGAGCUGACCAAACUGCCUCACUUCGUCAGGGUUGUGUCUGCUAGUAACAGCCUGAGCCACGUGGGACACACCAUCCUGGGGAUGAACACAGUACAGUUGUACAUGAAGGUGCCGGGCUCCAGAACGCCAGGUCACCAGGAGAACAACAACUACAACUCGGUAAACAUAAACAUUGGUCCUGGUGACUGCGAGUGGUUCGGAGUACCGGAGCCGUACUGGGGAGCCAUCCACAACCAGUGUGAAAAAGCAAACAUCAACUACCUGACUGGUUCGUGGUGGCCGGUUCUGGAGGAUCUGUAUGAGGACAACGUUCCUGUCUACAGAUUUAUCCAGCGGCCAGGAGACAUGGUCUGGGUCAACGCUGGCUGUGUGCACUGGGUGCAGGCCAUCGGUUGGUGCAAUAACAUAGCGUGGAACGUGGGCCCGCUCACGGCACACCAGUACAAACUUGCGGCCGAGCGCUACGAGUGGAACAAGCUCCAGAGCGUCAAGUCCAUCGUACCCAUGGUGCACCUCUCCUGGCAGAUGGCGCGAAACCUGAAGGUCUCCGACAGAGAGCUCUACGAAAGGCUCAAGUACACCCUAAUGAAGACCAUGCGGCAGAUGCAGGUGACGCUGGACCUGGUGAAAUCUCUCGGCCACGAGGUCCACUGGCACGGCCGGCAGAAGGACGAGGUGGCUCACUACUGCGUCGACUGUGAGGUGGAGGUGUUCAACCUCCUGUUUGUGCUGAAGCAGGAUAAGAAGCACAUUGUGCACUGCCUCGACUGUGCGCGGAAGGCCAGUGGUCGGCUGGAGGGCUUCGCCGUGCUGCAGCAGUACAAGCUCGACGACCUGGCUGACGUCUUCGACAACUUCCAACUGGCAUUGCCAGAAUCGUCUUCCCAGAGCUCCUCAUGACCUCGGGCGACCCCCGGCAUCAUCACCGACCCUUGACCUUUCCCAGCAUGCUGUUCUGCGGUACCGGAGGGCUAUACUCGACACACACAGAGAGACACGCGAGAGACAGAAACUUUUUAUGUGAAUAGCGAAGAAGAAAGAGAGACAAAUUCCCGCGGAGGAUCAAGAAAAACGGACAAGUCCGCCCCAACUAUGCAAACCUGGCUGUACAGAUAUUCGGCGGCAAAAGUUCCGCCGAGUUAUGAACUUAGUUAACCUACGAAAGAGAAGAAAGAAGAAAAGAUGCUGACGUUACCUGUCUUGUAAAUUUUGAAAUGUCCCAUUUUUUUGCAAAAAAUCGAUCAUCGACUACGACAAGUCUUUGUAUAUUUAUAUACCAGUAUCUCUCCGUGCCCACAACACGAGAGCUUUUAUACAAGUGUGAUACAGUGUUGGUAUGUAGGAUGUUUCCGUUGUGAAUUCCGUUUUGUUGUGGUAGUGUAUAAAGUGAGAAAAAACAGAUACAUUAGAACGUUAAAGUGGGCCUGUAUUAUAGUUGGAAGAUGCUAGAAAAGUUUUUCUUGUAUAGAUAUAUUUGUAUACUUGAAGUUACAAGUAGUGUGGACCCGAUCUUUUUUCGUUUUUCUACCGUUCGGUUUGAACCAUCGCUCCUCAGGCUAUAGUGAAAAAGACUUUGAUGAUUUCUUAAGAAAAAAAAACGGGAGAAAGUUGAGAAACUGUCGUUUUCGGCAUUCUCUCGUCUCCCAAAUGUCACGAUUUAUGAAAUGGGUUGCACAAAAUGAGUGUGUACGACUCUUGAUCAACCAGACAUGAUCACCAAUUGUACAUGACAUUUUUUCAUUAUUUAUGAAUACAUAUUU
Messenger RNA from Branchiostoma belcheri (Belcher's lancelet), 5604 nucleotides. Its product is annotated as histone demethylase UTY-like. Gene Ontology annotation, biological process: regulation of gene expression. The record is from RefSeq and is a predicted model, not a curated record. Gene Ontology annotation, molecular function: protein binding; RNA polymerase II cis-regulatory region sequence-specific DNA binding; chromatin DNA binding. NCBI's taxonomy places the organism in Eukaryota, Metazoa, Chordata, Leptocardii, Amphioxiformes, Branchiostomatidae. The transcript is spliced from 28 exons. Gene Ontology annotation, cellular component: MLL3/4 complex. The coding region runs from base 164 to 4744 and encodes 1526 amino acids.